Pseudo-nitzschia multistriata is the source of this 3465-nucleotide messenger RNA. The record is from the annotation of a GenBank genome assembly. NCBI's taxonomy places the organism in Eukaryota, Bacillariophyta, Bacillariophyceae, Bacillariales, Bacillariaceae.
AAUGAUCGGUUCGAUCAUGUUUUGGUGGACAUGAAUCAGAUUCUCCAUGUGAUUCUGAGACGAUCUAGAAAUACGGAGCAGGCAACCAAAUUACUAAUGGUUGAAUUGGACAUCUUGAUAGAGCGGUGCAAACCAACCCAUUCGCUAGUCUUGGCCAUCGACGGGUCUCCAGCCGCAGCUAAACUAGCCACCCAGCGAAAACGACGGUUCUCGAUUCUCAAAAACACGCAGUUCAAAAUGAAACAUUCGGAUAAAUUGCGAAUGAGUAAACAAAAACGGGCGAGGCGAAUAAGAAACUACAACAAGGAGCUCCAAUCUUUACAGCUGACGCCAGGUACGGAAUGUAUGCAAACGAUGGAAGCGGCCAUCUUAUACUGGGCUUGGCAGCGAUUACAGAGUCAAGGGAGGCCAAAUUCCCGAUUGCUACCAAGGGUUCAGAUCUACAUCUCAUCUUCUCUUGUUCCGGGGGAAGGAGAAAUCAAAUUGCUGGAAUGGAUCAAUAAUUAUAGAAGGCAUCUUUCAAGGAGACCAGGCCAAUCGAUUGCCUUGGUAGGUGGCGAUGCCGAUUUGUUGCUAGAAGCUAUGGUCAUUCCACCAUCGUGGACGCACAAUGUGUUCGUGUUGAGACCCGGGGAAGCCACGGAUAAUGUGCCGCCGAAAGAAAAUCCUGAAGACAACAGCAAUAAUAGCAAUAAAGGUGUUAUGAAGAAGAACAGGAAAAAUGAUAAAUACAACAGGAAGAACCUGAUGCACUGUACAAGUUUAUGGGAGAUGACGCUUAGUCUAGACGAUUACUGUCGAAACUACAUUCCAAAACAGUACUAUGAUCCCGAAAGCAAUCCAGAAGACCAAAACUUAAUCUUGCAAAUACGAACUGACAUGGUCCUAAUGUUCAUGUUGAAUGGCAACGAUUAUCUUCCCCGCGUGGUGGCUGUUGGAUUCCAGGGUGUUCUGACGACCUAUUUAGCCCUUCUCGAAGAAUCGAUCAAACAAAAUUUUAGCAGUCAAAAUGUCGGAUUGGUAGACCCCAACACCUUGAACUUCCGUCCAACGUUUUGCGCUGCGUUCUUCGGUAAACUUGGGUUGAAUGCGCCAUCAGAACAGCAACGCUGGAGGAGCGUCAAGCAUUCUGUUAGAAGAACCUACCAAUCGAUAUUGAACGACAUGAGCGCAAUCGGAUUUCUCCCUUCGCCGGUUAAAUUUACAUUUGUCGGCGAUAGCAACGACGCUUAUAAUGAUGAUGGAAAGGGGACUGAAUUAAGGGAGCGAGACCCUACACUGGCACAAGAAGACGAAGAGGAUAUGAUUUAUGACACGGACGACGAAGAUGACGAUGAAGAUAUGGAUGUUUUAGAAGACCAAGAUUCACUAGAAGAUAAUACUGGGAUGGAACUGCUACAGCUUUCGCUGGGAAAGAUAAACGAAGCCGAUUACCAUGAAUAUACGGUCAAAGUUAACACUUCUGUUUCGGGAGGGAUUCAGAAAGCAAAAAGUUCGUUGUCAAGAAAGGCUUUGAAGGAGUUUUCUUUAUUGGACUACGUAAAUAUGGAUGUCGAUGGGAAUGAUAUGGGAACGGACUAUGAAUGGGAGAUCAGCAAACCCGCCGAUGCUAAUGUAGAACGAUAUCUUGCAGGUCUUCUAUGGACUUUACAAACCUAUCAAGAUGGUGUUUGUCCAAGUUACCGUUACAAUUACGGCAAGUGUUUAGCACCAUCUGGUAGAGUGAUCGCCAAAUUCUUUGAAAAAGCUGUCGAAGAAAACAGAGAUGUCGGAGCUGCAGAACUGUUGCGCGAUUUCGAACCUGGUGGAUCUGUUAGUGCUGGGGCAGCUUGCUUGGCGGCAUUGCCUAUUUCGGUGAAACAUUUGGUACCCAAACCAUACUCUCUCAUCGAUGAUGAACAGGUGGAAGAUUUUUAUUCUCAAUGCAUGGACCCGGUCGAUAAUUUUUUCCAAUUGAAAAAGUUCGAGACCCUCGUCGACGCUGAAGUUGAAAGGAUAUUGAGGGAAGAGAGCGAUGACGAUGAAGAGGGAGAAGUUGCUGAUGAAUCGGCCUUCAAUUUUUUCGCUGGUCGCCGCAUUAUCCUGGGAGAUCACUACUGGACGGUAAUGAAAAGAACCAAGGACGCCAUUCAGCAUCCAUUCAAACCACCUCCUCCACCUGCUGAAAAUUUUUCUCAACUCAGGCCCAAUAAUCGCAUCAAGGUUAGUCGCAUAAUAAGCAUUGAUCUUCCAAGCCCUCGACCUUCUAUAAAUUAUACGAUGCCAAGUGAUUCGUCACCAGACACAAAUUACCCUCGGAAAAUAAUGGAGCGAAACAAUAUCAAAAUUGACCAUUCGAGUUUUGGGUCAUUGAUAAGCGGAGAAAAGUCAUCGAUUUUAGAAAUCCCGUUCAAGAUUGCCUUUAGCUCGUCCCGGGAUAUGCAUAGAGGAAAAGCAUCAUCAAAGAGAAAAAUAAGUUUUAAAUUGCUGAAGUCAGAAAAGCCAGAUGUCCUGUUGCAAGGAAAUACCCGCAAACAGAGCCAAAUUGAGGACAAACCUAAAUCGGUCCCUCAAACCGUUUUGAAUCCGGAUAAGCAAAAUGCUCUUGUCAUUUUGAAGCAAUUAUGUGACAUUCGAAUGUUACAGGGAUUUGAAUUUGAUCAAUCCUCGUACGGAGAGAUAACGCUAAUUGUUUCGACGGACGAAAGCCCCGAUGGUCUGCUAGCCAAGGACCUGUCGUUUUCAUAUACAUCAGGCAUAUCGAAACGAUCUUUGACGCCAAUAAAACAGCAUCUCGCAUCGUUGGCUCUAGACGCAAUUAUGUAUUCCAGAGAAACGAAGAAUCUCGAUGGGGGCGAUAGUUCUCGGGGGAAGCGAAAGAAAACCCGAUGGUACGAUCUGACGUUCCACCAAUUGAAGGAGUUUUUGGAGCUAUACCAUCCUGCAACAAAGAAAGCAUCUACCAAAAACUUCAAUCUCGAGAAGCAAACUUCGUUGGUGAUCCUGAAACAGCUAUGGGAUACAGGAAUGGUUUCCUAUGAAUUCUACGAGACUCCCGCUUCAGAUGAGGGUCCCGAAACGCAUUCGUUGUCUAUUUCCAUAGGUUCGAAAUUUUCACCGGAAAUCCUUUUUUUUGAACGAACCAGGAACAGCGAGUCCAAGAAAUGGAUCAGACAACAACUAGCGUCUGAGGCUCUCAAUACAAUGAUAAAAGACGAGCGUAGAAAUCCUACAGCACUCAAUUGGUACGACCUUACGUUUAAUGACACGAAGGAUCUGAUCUUGGGUGGUGGUAUUUCUCAAUAAUCACUAAUACUCAAUUCCACAUACUGGUUCUGUCAAGUGCUGUGGAAGAUCGUAUCCACACAACACGUUUUCAAACUGAUAUGCUUUACUGAAGACACAACGAUUAAGUGGACGCAUCGAUGGUAACCCAUGAAAUCCACGUAGCUCCUCAUAAUUGCUCAAUAAAAACAUACGCAUAAA